Molecule: messenger RNA, 2789 nt
Organism: Plodia interpunctella (Indianmeal moth)
Lineage: Eukaryota; Metazoa; Arthropoda; Insecta; Lepidoptera; Pyralidae
Product: fatty acyl-CoA reductase wat-like
Exons: 14
Coding region: 163-2031 (622 amino acids)
Biological process (GO): long-chain fatty-acyl-CoA metabolic process
Cellular component (GO): peroxisome
Molecular function (GO): alcohol-forming very long-chain fatty acyl-CoA reductase (NADP+) activity
Source: RefSeq, a predicted model, not a curated record
CCGCUGCGUGAGGACCAGUCCAUCGCGUCAUACUCGCCGCUACCUUCUUAGUCUAUAUCCUCAGUACGGCGGAUAAGGACGCGCGGGACUUUUGUUACAAAAAUAAUAGUAAAUUAUUACAUUGUUUCUGUGUGUGAUUGCAAGAAUUCCAAUUCUGUGAUAAUGAACCACCUAAGAGAAUCGCCACUAAACAAGACAGAGUUGACCAAAGACAAGAUGCAGAAAUGGAUGGAGGCACAGAACAAGGGCGAGCGGGGUUCCGUAGACGUGUACGGGAAACCCAGCGCGAAACAGCUGCAAGACCUGGAAAACGUCAGGAGUUUGAGCAAAGAGCUCCAAGAUAACCUGCAUGAACUAGAAAACUCAGUCCGCAUCGCUGACGUUGACAACCAGGCCAUGACGCCCGUGGCCCCCAUCCUGGACUACUCAGAAGACCACGAGUUCGUCUCCGCCAACAAACUCGACAACUAUUAUUCGGAAGAGGAUAAAAAAGACGCCAAGGCUGAAGAAAUGAGCAAAUUGACCAAGGGUAAUGGCGCAAGGACUGAAAUACAACAGUUCUAUAAGGAUCAGUGUGUGUUUCUGACGGGUGGCACUGGGUUUUUGGGGAAAGUGGUGAUCGAAAAGCUACUGCGGUCAUGCGGCGAAGUGGACACGAUAUACGUGCUGGUGAGGAGUAAAAAGGGCAAAGACGCACACACGAGGCUGCAUGAGAUGCUGGACGAGUUUCUGUUCCACAGAGCACACGAGGAGAACCCCAAAGGGAUACACAAAGUGGUUCCAAUAGUUGGUGACAUGGAGCUCCCAGGGCUCGGUAUUAGCGACCACGACAGAAAGAUUAUUACCAGCAAGGUGACAGUGAUAAUAAACGCAGCAGCGACGGUCAAGUUCGAUGAGAAGUUGUCGGUGUCCACGGGCAUCAACGUGAGGGGAACCAAGGAGCUCAUCAGACUGGCCAAGGAGUGCCGCAACCUGAAAGCCAUCACCCAUGUGUCCACAGCCUUCUCCAAUACACACGUCGAUUAUAUUGAGGAAAAGUUCUACGAGCCGCCGAUGUCGGUGGAGGCUCUGGAGGCUGUCUCCGAAAUACGCGAAGAUGUCGUCGAGGCUAUAUUACCCUCGCUCCUGGGCAACCGGCCCAACACUUACUGCUUCACGAAGGCGAUCGCCGAGGAAGCUGUCAGGAAAUACGCUGAAGGAAUGCCUGUCUGUAUACUUAGACCGUCUAUAGUGGUGUCGACGUAUGAAGAGCCAGUGCGAGGCUGGACGGACAGCGUGUACGGCCCCACGGGAAUUAUCAUUGGGAUUGGGACUGGGGUGCUAAGGACAAUGUACAUGGACCUGCACAAGGUGGCCGACAUGGUGCCGGUCGACAUGACCGCCAACGCCAUUCUCGCGUCCGCGUGGUACACGGCCAAGAAUUUUAAAGAAAACCAAACCUCAGACAUACCCAUCUACAACUUCGUGUCCGGCGCUCAGAACCCUAUCAAUUGGGGUCAGUUUAUUGAGGUCAACAGAAAAUACGGCACCGACAAGCCUACGACUAAAGCAGUUUGGUACUACGGACUCAACCCAACCAAGAUCUAUAGCCUUUUCCUGUUCUACAACUUCUUUCUGCACUACCUCCCGGCUUUGCUUGUGGACAGCUACUGCGCCCUGGUGGGCAGGAGACGAGCUAUGCUGAAGCUGUACGGCCGUGUGAUGCGCAUUGCCAAAAUUCUUUUUUACUUCUCCACUCAGGACUGGAGGUUCAGCGACCAGGGUGUGCGAAACAUGUGGGCUGCCCUAUCCGACGAAGAUAAAGCGGUGUUCUUCUUCAGCCUCAAGGAGAUGUCCUGGGAGAGGCUGUGUGAAACAUUCUUAGUUGGUCUUCGAGUGUAUCUGAUAAAGGACGACCUCUCCACACUUCCGGAAGCCAGAAAGAAAUGGAACCGACUGUUCUAUCUGCACCAAUUGGUGAAGCUGGUCACCCUCGGCUUAGUGCUUAACCUGGCUUAUUUACUAUUCAAGUCCAUAGCUUCUAUAUUUUAAAUAAAUUUAUUUUAUCGUAUUAGCUCAGUUUUGUAAUUUAUGACAAUCGUCCAACAGUUUUGAAUCACUAUUAUUAAGCUAUUGUGGUACACUGUACUACGAAUACAUAUCCUCCCGUGGAUGUCGUAUAAGAUGACUAAGGGACACAGCUGAUAGCCAAUAGCCAAAAAAAUGAAAAGCCAGCAAUAUAUUGUUCGCCGAUAGUGCGGAUCCGGGAAUAGAAUAUAAUUAUAUUAUGUAGUUAUUAAGGUACUUUACUACUAAUUGUUGUAAAUAGAUAAAAAGUGUAGUAAAGGCUAAAGUUAUAAUAGUAUAAUUUGAUAUUUAAGAAAAUGGCUUUUGCAUCUUGAAAUUAUUUGGAGAAACGUAAACUUUAUACAACAAUCAGAUUUUUAUCUUAAAGCGUAUAGAAAAUGAACACUCCGUUUUUUCUUACGAGUCAAAACUGGUAAACAACCUUCAUACAGUAUAUAAUUGUUGAAUUUAAGUUCAGAUCUACACAUUCUAAAGUAAAACGUGUAUUAACCACCAAAGUAAAAUCCUAAAAAGUCUACUUUAAUUUAUGUUACUGUAAAAUAACAAAAUGGUGGGUUCGAUUGUUAAAUUAAAACUUGGAAGAAAAAACGAGAAAAGUCGAGAUAAAAAUACAUUUAAAAUUGAGAAAACUAGCAAAAACACUUCUUUUCUUGGUAUGCGAAUGCAGCAGCCGAGUUAGUUUUAAGAGGAAAUAAGUUUUGAAAUAAAAACAAAAUCUUGUA